UGGCUCACAGGGCGGGGCUUCGUUGCCAUGGUGACCGGGGACGCCGCGCCGUUGCCCAGCCGCUCACUCACCAUUUAUCAGCGCGUUUCUUCAAUGACUUGCCAUUUCUCCUGAGCGUAUGAAUUAUUAAUAAGCAAAGUGAAGUCCUGCUGAGGUACCCUCGGGGCUGCUGAACCUUCCUGGGGCAAUGCCUUUCCUGAAGAGAGUCGUUAAAGAAGCCCCCCCCACUGUGGUGCGGGGCAGGAAGGUGCAGAGAUGUGGACAGAGACACACGGUGUACUGGGUCAACGGGGAUCAGUACAGGGGCGAGUGGCUCCACGACAAGAAGCACGGAAAGGGCACCAACGUUUGGAAAAAGAAUGGGACCGUUUACGACGGAGACUGGCUGCACGGCAAGAGGGACGGUUUCGGCACGAUGUGCAAGAUGGACCCGGAGUCUAAAGAGCACACCAGGGUUUAUAUAGGAGGAUGGAAAAAUGACAUGAAGCAUGGGUCCGGCGCGUUUUUCUACAGCGACUCGGCCUACUACGAGGGGGAGUGGCACGAGAACCAGCGCAGCGGCUGGGGCAGGAUGUACUACGACAACGGAGACAUGUACGAAGGACAGUGGCUCCACGACGCCCCCCACGGACAGGGAAUGCUGCUGCUGGCCAACAAGAACAGGUACGAAGGCGGCUGGAAAGAGGGCAAGAAGCACGGCCCCGGAAAGUUCUACUUCCUGGAUAAAGGUCAGCUGUACGAGGGCGUGUGGAUGAAGGGCGUCGCCAAGUGCGGAGCGGUGACUGACUUCAGAAGAGAGGAGGCCCCCAGCCCCACGAUGUACCCCCUUCCCAAGGUGCACCUGCAAAGUCCAGAGCUGGUUCUGCAGGAAGCCCAGGCGACGGCGUCCGCGGAGUAGGACGCAAACGACACGUCUCGGCGACGGCAGGAGCCCACGGGACGGGCGACGCACUGGGAUGAACUCGAGGCCUUUUGCGUGCAGUUUGUUGCGGAAAAAAAUAAUAUGCAAUAUCCAUACCCGACACCACGGCCACAGACACGAGCUCUGUGGAUCAGCACUCCUGGUUUCAUUGCAUGAUAUUUUUUGAACAGACGGGAUUUGUAUACACUUUAUAGUGAAUUUUGGUACAUAUUUUCAAACGCACAGCAUUUUUUGCAUAAAAGCAUCUGCCAAACGCAGAAAUGUAAAAGUGUUCUUCAGGGUGCUAAAAUGCAGGUUGUCCUCUGUAUUACGGCAACAUGUUUCUAGGAUGUAGUGGCGCCACUGUGAUUCUUAAGGUGAUUCCUCUGAGCACUAAACACACACACACAUUAGCUGAAGCCACUUGUCCCAAGUGGGGUCGGGGUGACCUGGAC
Scleropages formosus (Asian bonytongue) is the source of this 1356-nucleotide messenger RNA. RefSeq names its product MORN repeat containing 3 (gene morn3). NCBI's taxonomy places the organism in Eukaryota, Metazoa, Chordata, Actinopteri, Osteoglossiformes, Osteoglossidae. The record is from RefSeq and is a predicted model, not a curated record. The transcript is spliced from 6 exons. The coding region runs from base 188 to 898 and encodes 236 amino acids.